CCCAAGCCCAGGCGUGAGAUGCUCAGUUGAUCUCCUUGCUGCACCACGACCAUCACCACACAACUGAUCCCACUUAACUUUUCCUCAAAAAAUACAUAUCAAAGGAACCGGCUUCUUUUAUUGCCAAUUGUCAAUCCAGCUCUGUACUUGCCAGUCAUGGUGUCUUGUCGCAUGCUGCAACGACGACUCUUCCGCCUUGUUUCCUCGCUCGUGUCGCAAUAGAAAACUCGAUUCCCAUCCUCGUCGCCCACCUUGUCGCCCGACUACUCCUGUCGAAUAACGUGUCAAUCAGACUCUCUAUCCGUCCUUACAUACCUGUCGACAUUUUAUUGGGUUGAAUCACAUUCUCCAACCUCUACCGACACCAUUUUCCACCGCGCCCCCCUGCAUCCAUUCUUCUCUCGCCUUGGUAGAGCCGCGGCCCCGGCUGCGAGCCAUGGGAGAAUCAGACACAAGAAGAUCCUCUCGAGCACGACCCGGUCAAUCACAAUCGCAGGCACCUUCUAGUUCUUCAAGUACAUCGGGACGCGCCGAACGGUCGUCCAGAUCAUCGACCAACAAAGUCCCGUCCCCACAACUUACUGCUUCAUCAGUUUCGGAACCACCAGACGACGGACUCGCUGUCGCCGAACCACUCGUCCGGUCUCUACGGAGCAACCGCGUGCGGGAAGCUGAUAAUUCUAGCAGAGAAAAGACUGCCGACGCCGGCGCCUACUCCAUGGCCUCCAGCGACAAUGAAGUCCAAGAGGACGACGAAUCUGUCCGCUGCAUUUGCGGGCUUGAAGACUAUCCCGGUCCGCCAGUGAUCAAGGAUGACCACAAACACGCCGCUGCCAAGGAAGCGUUAGAUCUUGAACCUUUCCUGGCGGCCGAUGUGCCGGAUGAAGUCGCAGGCUUUUUCCUUCAGUGUGAUGUUUGCAAGGUCUGGCAGCACGGCGGCUGUGUCGGCAUCCUGAACGCGGACUCGAGUCCCGAUGAAUAUUUUUGCGAAAAGUGCCGCAAAGACCUACACAAGAUCUCCGUUGCAAGCAAUGGACAACGAUAUUCACUCUACCUACCGGUCAAUCGCCCAUCCCGAUCAAAUUCUAGACACACAAUCAGCAAGGAGAAGGAAAAAGAGCCACCGAAGUCUCCUAAAGGCAGGGAAAGCAAAAGCAGUAGGGCUGCUGCUGCGGCACUUGCUAGUCACAAGCGUCGCUCAACUUUGAAUAGUCGCCAUGUGUAUGACGAGGAAGAAGAACUAAGACGUGCCAUUGAGGCAAGCAAAGAAGAGGCUGGCACAGGCGAGCCUUCCGAGGGCAGCACCAAGAGGGUAAAACGAGGUCGCAGUGACAGUGAAGAGAAAACCGAGUUUACUAAACGUCAACGAACCGGCUCUAGAUCUCCCACACCUGUCGACGAAAGCGCAAUUCAAGAUGACUCUGACGAUGGUCCAUCGAAAACCAGCUCGCAGAAGAGCAAGUCGCGAAAUCCUACGGUGCGAAACCAACAGCGGGAUCUGCAAAAAGCAGAAAAGGAAGAGCGCGAGAAACAGAAGGCCGAAGCUGCAAACAAGCGCAAGAGUCGUGCAGAGCGAAGGAGAGCUGAUGACUCGGAUAUCUCUGAAGAAAUUCCCUUGGCCGCUCGGACAACGACGGCUCGCUCCACCGCACCUGUUGCUGAGAUACCUCCUCCACCGCCUCCACCAAUAGCAGCUUCUCCUCAGCCAACACCUGAAGUAAAGACGGAUAAAAGCUCCUCGAAAUCGAAAAAGUCCGGAUCUCGGAAGAAGGGCCGUAACCAGUAUACCAAAGAUCGUGACCGUUCCCCGGGGCGGUCACAGUCUCGCGACGUCCCGGAUCCUGUUGCAGGUACAACAAGUGCGGGUGGCACUGGUCCAGGCCAAUCCAGGUCACGAAACGCAAGGACGCAAGCCAAGCAGGAGAAAGACAAAGAAAUGUCCUGGUUGGAUAUGGAGCGGCGCAUAGCAUAUUGGACCGAUUUCACCCAACGAGUGGAGCAGGAUCUUAACAUAGACCGUGAAGCGGCCGAGAAGAGAAAAGAAGAGGAGAAGGAGAGGCAGGCACGACAGAGACAGGAACAGGAAGCAGGUAACACGCAUACCGAGCGAGACAAGGCGAAUCGUUCAACUUGCGAAAGCACUACAAAGGCUUUGACGGGAAGUUUGGCCCUCAACGGCGCGUCAUCUACUGCAGCAGCCAAUUCGGGUUCCUUAUCGAGAAGCGACGUCAACGGCGCAUCACCGGGCGAGGGCCGGACACCAAUGAUCGCCGUUACGAACGGUGAUAGUGGGACGUUUGGGGCCAACCGUCAAGGAGAAAAGAGUGAAGGCCAGAUGAACAUCCAGGACCGGUUGGAUUUCAUCAAGGGGCAGAUCAAAUCAUGGCACACCGUAUUUGGUGUCGAUACGAGGUCAUAAACAGUGGCCUCGCAAAAACUGGGCGGAUAGGGAUUACCAAUCUUUGGUCAAUCACUUUCUUGGCGUAACCAGGCUGGCCGUCCCUGAAGCUCUCGAGUUUUCCAGUGUUUUCUGGGAUGGAUAGGCGCUGAUUGAGCAAGGAGAAUGCAGGGCUCUCUCUCUUUUUUUUUUGGUAUACCCGACAAUAACGGCGAAAGGCGAAGGUUUUUUAUUUUAUUUUUUUGUGACAUAUAGGUGUGACACGGCGUUCGUUGCUUGUUUGGUGGUCUAUUUACUUCCCUUUACGAGGGGCUGCCACAUGGUUUUGACAGGAACCAUAUGAAUAGCUUGCUUGGCAAUUGCAGGCCACGCAAGUGGCAUUUUUCUUCUUUAGCUGUAUGAUACUUGGGUAUAAAUGGGUUAUAUUCUUUUUGAGGACUACAGUACUGUACGCAACAUAUCGUUAAUGCCCAAGAUGUUGGAUGGGAUUGCUUUGAUCGGAUUGGGCUAUUAGGUAAAUAACCACGUUCCUGGACAAUUGGGUAAAAUCUCAACACUAAGCAUGCUGGCACUGGAUUUUGAUGUUAUCAUUCAUAUAUGUUACAUGUAUAGACAGUAAGUACCCAG
Molecule: messenger RNA, 3025 nt
Organism: Pyricularia oryzae 70-15
Lineage: Eukaryota; Fungi; Ascomycota; Sordariomycetes; Magnaporthales; Pyriculariaceae
Exons: 4
Coding region: 437-2419 (660 amino acids)
Biological process (GO): negative regulation of silent mating-type cassette heterochromatin formation; negative regulation of rDNA heterochromatin formation
Cellular component (GO): Rpd3L complex; Rpd3L-Expanded complex
Source: RefSeq, a predicted model, not a curated record